AUGUCGAAUCCAACAGAAGGACAGGAGGGUAGGAAGCCAACGAGCGUACUAGAGGCCAUCAAGAUAGUAGGAGCAGCAGAUAAAGUCCUAGAUUUGGACGAGUCGGAGUUAAAUUGGGAUCAGAUCAAGAGAAUAUUGGUCUCCCACUUUAGGGACAAGAGAUCAGAGCAGGACUUGAUAAUGGAACUGACCCAUAUCAAGGAGAAGAAUCUAGAGGUAGAAGCCCUUUACACAAAGGUCAUGACACUAAAGAAAGCUUUGGUGAGUCUGACCCAAAACAGGCGAGAACAGUAUACUGGGGUGACCAUAAGGAUCAUGGGGGUUCCGAAUAUAGCUAAGGCUUAUGAGAUAGCUUGUAGAGAGGAGAAGUUAACGGCUAUAGAAAGUGUCGGCUCAGAACCCAAAACGCAGAGGUCGUUGGAGUCGCGAGACAAAGCCAUUAAAGAAACUCAGAAACAGGAUCAGGAGAAAGAGGAGCCCCAAACGUUGGAGGCUCACCGGGAGACGGGCAUUUGGUCCCAGUAUCAGUGGGGAGGGAACAACCCUCCUCCGUUUCCAAUGCCGUUUUCCAUGCAAAGUAAUUUCAAUCAGGGAGACGCUACAGGCUAUCAGGGACCAUAUCGCAAUUACCAGAACGGGAACUCCAGAUGGAAUCAGAACCAAGCAAGCCAAGGUAGACAGUGGAACGGGUAUAAUAGUAACAGGUAUAACGACAACAAUUAUAGUAACGGGAAUAACAACAACGGCUUUAAUAAUAGCAAUUAUAACAACGGCUAUUAUAACAACGGUUAUAAUGCCAACAAUGCCAGAGGACAGUUAGCGAUUGAACCGCCAACUAACAGAGAAGGCAGCGGUCAGUCCAGGAUGUCCAAGAAUUCCAACAGUUCGGGACAGUCCAGACAGUCUUAUAAUUCAAACAAUUCUAGGAGGUCGUUUAAUUCAAGUGGCACUGCGGAUAAGAACGGCAGUAGAGCCUCGGUCAGUGGCCAGCUACAUAACAUUCAAGAGAACGACGGAAAUUUUCCACAGUCAGCCUCGAACAAAGCGCAGGAUAUUUAG
Molecule: messenger RNA, 1059 nt
Organism: Drosophila santomea
Lineage: Eukaryota; Metazoa; Arthropoda; Insecta; Diptera; Drosophilidae
Product: ABC transporter H family member 2-like
Exons: 4
Coding region: 1-1059 (352 amino acids)
Source: RefSeq, a predicted model, not a curated record